Molecule: messenger RNA, 3520 nt
Organism: Hibiscus syriacus
Lineage: Eukaryota; Viridiplantae; Streptophyta; Magnoliopsida; Malvales; Malvaceae
Product: kinesin-like protein KIN-4C
Exons: 26
Coding region: 1-3498 (1165 amino acids)
Biological process (GO): microtubule-based movement; mitotic spindle organization
Molecular function (GO): ATP binding; microtubule binding; microtubule motor activity
Source: RefSeq, a predicted model, not a curated record
AUGGAGAGUUCUGAUUCCGUUAGAGUAGCCGUCAACAUUCGGCCUCUUAUUACUACAGAGCUUGUCAAUGGAUGUACGGAUUGCAUCACUGUCGUUCCUGGCGAACCUCAGGUUCAAAUUGGGUCUCAUUCCUUUACAUAUGAUUACGUUUACGGGGGAGGGGGACCGCCGCCUUCUUCUAUUUAUGAUGAUUGUGUUGAUCCUCUGGUUGAUGCAGUUUUUCGUGGUUAUAAUGCCACUGUACUUGCGUAUGGCCAGACGGGUUCUGGUAAAACAUAUACUAUGGGAACCAAUUACAACGACGAGGAAAGUAAUGGUGGGAUUAUACCCAAAGUUAUGGAAACUAUAUUUAGAAGAGUUGGGGAAGUGAAAAACUCCACGGAGUUUUUGAUAAGAGUAUCAUUUAUUGAGAUAUUUAAGGAAGAGGUAUUUGAUUUACUUGACUCAAAGUCUACAACUCUUGGAAGACCUCCUAUACAAAUUAGGGAAACAGGGAGUGGGGGAAUAACACUUUCUGGGGUGACUGAGGCAGAAGUUCGGACGAAAGAAGAGAUGGCAUCAAAUUUGGCACGAGGUUCUUUGUCUCGAGCUACAGGAAGUACCAAUAUGAAUAGCCAAUCAAGUCGUUCACAUGCCAUCUUUACAAUAAGCAUAGAGCAAAAUAAGACUGGUAGCUGCUUAAGUGCGGUAAAUAAUGAUAUCUGUGAUGAUAUCUUAAGUGCAAAGCUUCAUUUAGUGGACCUUGCUGGCUCAGAACGUGCAAAAAGGACGGGUGCUAAUGGCACACGGUUAAAAGAAGGAAUUAAUAUCAAUAAAGGUUUACUAGCUCUAGGGAAUGUGAUUAGUGCCUUGGGAGAUGAGAGGAAGAGAAAAGAAGGGGGGCAUGUACCAUAUCGUGAUAGCAAGUUGGCUCGCUUGUUACAGGAUUCUCUUGGAGGAAACAACAAAACCGUGAUGAUUGCUUGUGUUAGUCCGGCCGACACCAAUGCUGAAGAAACUCUAAACACCUUGAAGUAUGCCAAUCGUGCUCGAAACAUUCAGAAUAAGGCAGUUAUAAACCGUGAUCCAAUGGCAGCUCAGUUGCAGACAAUGCGGAGCCAAAUUGAGCACUUGCAAGCUGAGCUUUUGUUUUAUCGUGGUGAUGGCAAUGGAUCAUUUGAUGAACUUCAGAUUCUCAAGCAUAAGGUAUCUUUACUUGAAGCAAGCAACGGAGAGCUACGACAAGAGCUUCAAGAACGUAGACUCGCUAGUGAACAAUUAGCUCAACGUGCACUUGAAGCUCAGGCUGAGAAGGAGAAACUGGUAAUGCAAAUAGAAGCAAUUCGUAAUGGUAAAUCAUGGGAUGAAAUAGAGUCUAACCAAAAUCAGGAUUUUGAUUUGAUGAAAACUUAUCUGUUGAAAAUUCAAGAGCUGGAAGGAGAAUUGAUACGCCUGAAAAGCUUAAACAGUUCAAAGUGUAGACGAAUUUCUGAUAGUGUAGUUGAAGAUGAAGAUGGAACCUCAAAAAAUUCACUAUUUUCUUCCGGAAAUGAUUAUUUAUCUUCAGAUGACAUUGAGGAUAACGAAAAGGAGGUAAAACAUUCUACUCUCCAAGAAAAAUUGGACAGGGAGCUUAUGGAGUUGGACAAAAGACUUGAACAGAAAGAGGCUGAAAUGAAACGUUUUGCAAGUUCUGGCACCUCAGUUCUUAAACAACUUUAUGAGAAGAAAGUUAAUGAGUUGGAACAUGAGAAAAGGACUUUGCAGAAAGAAAUUGAGGAGCUAAGACAUAAUCUAGGCAAUAUUUCUUCUCCCUCUGAUGUUGUUGCCCAAAAGUUAGAGGAGGAAUACCUGCACAAAUUGAACGUCCUUGAGUCACAAGUUGCAGAGUUGAAGAAGAAGCAGGAUGUUCAUGCUCAGCUUUUGAGACAGAAACAAAAAAGUGAUGAAGCAGCAAAGAGACUUCAGGAUGAGAUUCAAAGAAUCAGAUCUCAGAAGGUUCAACUGCAACAAAAGAUCAAGCAAGAAGCUGAACAGUUUAAGCUAUGGAAAGCAUCACGAGAGAAAGAGGUCCAGCAGCUUAAGAAAGAGGGAAGAAGAAAUGAGUAUGAGAUGCACAAGCUCUUAGCUCUGAAUCAGAGGCAAAAGAUGGUUUUGCAAAGAAAGACUGAAGAGUCUGCUAUGGCUACAAAAAGGCUAAAGGAGCUUCUAGAAUCUCGAAAGGCUUCCUCACGUGAAGCUCCUAGCGCUGGAAAUGGAAGUGGUCCUGGAGUUCAGGCAAUAAUGCAAACAGUUGAGCAUGAACUUGAAGUCACAGUACGGGUGCAUGAUGUACGCUCUCAAUAUGAACGACAGAUGGCAGAGAGAGCGAAGAUGGCCAAGGAAGUUUCAGGAUUGAAGGAAAAAGCUGAGAUACUUAAGCACAGUGAAUUAAGAGGUUUUCAUGAGACUAUGUCAGCUGGUGCAAGAUACUCAAGGAUUUUCGCUCUAGAGAACAUGCUUGCUGCUACUUCUACCUCUCUGGUCGAUAUGGCCUCACAACUGUCUGAAGCUGAAGAACGUGAACGUACUUUUAAUGGAAGAGGACGUUGGAACCAUGUUUGGAACCUCUCCGAAGCAAAAAGUAUUAUGAAUUAUCUGUUCAAUUUAGCAUCGUCCUCAAGGUGCUCAUUGCGAGAUAAAGAAGUUAGUUGUCGAGAAAAAGAUGCAGAAAUAAAAUAUCUGAAGGAAAAGGUGGUGAUACUUGGUGGCCUGACCGGACAACUCGCUGCAGAAAAGGCUGAUCUCGCUCGAGAAAUGAAAAUGAAGGAACAGCGGAACUCCAUGGAUGACAUGUAUACAUCUCAGUUGGAAAAUUCAGACAUGAAUGCAAGUGAUGACGAUGACUGGAUGCAGUCCGAAGAAGAACGAGCGAGGAGAAAGGCUUCUAGAGCUACAAGAGCCAAUGAAAUGAAAAUUAAUAAGGGAUAUGUUGAUGAGGUCAAAGGGUUAUUCUGCUGCAGUUGUAGUGAGAAAUCUUUAUGUGAGACAUCAAAGUGCCAAUGUAGAGCAAAUGGAAGUUGUUGUGGACAGUCAUGUGAUUGUUCUUCAGUCAAAUGUUGUAAUAGAGAAACAGAAGCAAAUAUCCCAAAUGAUGUCAGCACCGAUGAAGAGAACAACCUUGUUGUUCACAGCGCAAUGCUACUACAGAAUGCAUUGGGGAGUGAAAAGGAAGAUGAAACAGAGGAAGAUGGUCAUACAGGGAGAAAAGCACUCUCAGAAAUUGGAAACAUAAUGGUAGCUAAACGUGAUGCAGCAAAGCCAAACAAGAGAAAGAAAUUGAGAAAAUCUUUGGUUCAACUGGUUCCCACUGCUCCACCAUCUUCAGACCGAGAUAAUAGAGCAGCACCCCUAAAUACAAAAAAUGCUGAUCCUCCCAAACAACCAGAUGGGUGCCCGGCAACCGAGUCAGAAAUAGGUUCAAAGUUACCAAGAGCAAUGAGACCGGCAGCUUCAUCGACAAGCAGCAAAUUGCUUUGAGUGAGAAGUGACGACAGGGAAC